Molecule: messenger RNA, 1227 nt
Organism: Stylonychia lemnae
Lineage: Eukaryota; Ciliophora; Spirotrichea; Sporadotrichida; Oxytrichidae
Source: the annotation of a GenBank genome assembly
AUGAUAUCUAAACUCAUGCUUAAACACAAUCCUCAAAUCAAGGAGACAUAAGACAACAACAAAUCUUACUUGGGAUAGUUUUUAUAUGAAAGUUUUGAUGACAUCUCCAAGAAUAAUGAGCUAGAAAACGCUACGCUAUUUUAUAAUUCCAAAAUAUCUACCAAAGUCAACAAAGAUUUUCAAGAAAGUGAAUAGAUAAUACAGAUACCUAAAAAUGUCUAUGUCACUACAAAUGAAAGGCAUAGGAAGCUUGAAAAUAUCAGGCAAAGAUUAAGGAAAAAUCACUUUGAUCAUUAAAACUUUGACCCACAGAUACAGACAAGAGAUUCUUAAAAAUACUUUGAAGGAGUAUAUAAACUUAACUAGACAAUCGAUGAUGAAUAUCAUGAUUCUAUCCCAUUAAUAGCAGAAAAUAAUGCUAAAUACGAUACUUUCGAAGUUGAGAAUCAAUCUGUUUUCUUUAACAAUGGGUAAAGAGCUUAGUUUUGUAAAGAGAUUCCUUCUAAUAAUAUUAACUCCUCAUCAAUUUAUGGCUUAGGUAAUGACUUUAAUGAUUCUUAGAAUUAAAUGCAGACUAAGAACUUAUCUUAGUAGCUAUUCUGGUAAUUCAAGCAUAAUCAAUAAGUGCCAAAUUUAAAAGAUACGCCAUUGGAAGUGAAGAGAUCUAUUAUUGAUUUGACGCAAAGAUAAAAAUCAAAAUUUGAGACUCUCAAUAAAAAUAGUCAAAUGAGAUAAUAGCUGAAAGAGAUAGAGCAUCUACUCGACAGUGGUUAUGAAAUAAUUGUUCAAACUAAGAGUAAGACUGAUUUACUUAAGUAAAAAGAAGAAAUGGAGAAAGCUUCUCAAUAACUAUUAAUUCCAAUGAAGAAAAAACUUACACAGCUAAAAGCUGAAAAAAGAGCUUAGGCUUUGAAGCAAAAGGCAAAGCAGCUAAACUCUGAUAUACAAAGUCAAAUAAAAACUGCAGCUGAUGAGGCAAGAGAGGUAAGUGUCAAAAUGGGUAAUAACUUUGACGGUUAAACAGAGUCACUUAUGACUGAUCAGACUAUGUAAAAUUCUAACUAGCAACUACAGACAGUUAGCUUCAAUGUGAAUUUAAACAUUUAAAACCAAGAAAAAUUAAAAACAAUUGAACAUGCAAGUCAAUCAAUUAUACUGCCAAUGAGAAGGGGAUGCCUAGACAAGGAAUAGCAUGAUAAGACCAAUCUCCUAAUCAUCCACAAUUGA